GCCAAACGCUCUCUCUCACUCAGCACUGUGAAAGUGCCAUGGAAGCAGAAGAACAAUUUGAACUUCCUCAUCAAUCUCACGGUCUCUCUUCUCUCUCUUAGGGUUUCAAUUCGAUUCGGAAUGUUUAGCUCAUCAAGAAAAUUCUCCGGUUCAAGGCAUGGAACGAGUGGUGGCUACGGUGAGCGGCUACCAUGGCUCCGAGCGAUUCAAUCUCAUCAAGCUGAUUUCACAGGCUGGCGGCAAUUACGUUGGUGCUAUGUCGAAAUCUAUAACUCAUCUGGUGUGUUGGAAAUUUGAAGGAAAGAAAUAUGAUAUUGCGCUGAAGUUUAGAAUACAUGUAGUUAACCACCGAUGGGUUGAGGACUGCAUAAAGGAAGGAAGGCGUGUUCCAGAAGAUUCUUAUACCUUGCAAAGUGGACAUGAAGUAGGGCCAUUGCUACUGGAAGUUCCCCUUGUUCGAGCCAGUAGCCUGACAAAGAAAAAAUUGGUCGGUGACAAGUUACAUGCUACUGGGUCUGAAAGGAAAAAUUCCGACUUCAGUUCUGGAGCCUCUGGAACUUAUGUUUUGGAAGAUUCUUGUUUAAUGAAAAAGCAUGAGGAGUCAAGUUCAUAUUCAUCUAGACUGUCAAGGAGGGGAAAAAGGCAUAUUUGCAAUGGUAAGGAAAACACUACUGUGGCUAGACCUUCUCGUAAAGGAAGAAGACUUGCGAGUGAUCUUGUUGACAAAGUAGUGUUGGGUCCUUCGAUUUUGGAUUUAACCACAGAUGACCACCUUUUUAGAAUGGAUAGCCAACAAACUGAUGCCGAAGCUACCUCUAGCCUUUCUGUUGGUGUCAAUAAUAACAUUAUUCUACAAAAUAGUGAAGGACCUAACGCAGGAUUAAGUAAUCAAAGUAGAACUAUCAUUGGUGGUUCAAAUGAUAUUGAACAGAUCAAAGAUUCAAGUCAUAUAUCUAAACCUAGAAAUUCAACUUCAUUUAUUGAAGAUCCCCUACCUGUGCCACAAACAUCAAUUGAUUUAUGUUCCAGUGAUGAUGAAAAGUUCACAGAUGGUGAUCAGGCUGAUAAUGUUGCUGGUUUACCUACUUCAACAGAGAUGUCAUGUGUAAUAUGUCUCACAGAAUUCAGCUCAACACGGGGGAUUCUGCCAUGUGGACAUCGAUUUUGUUUUCCAUGCAUCCAGAAUUGGGCUGAUCAUACGACUUCAAUGAGAAAAACAUCAACAUGCCCUUUGUGCAAGGCAAGUUUUAUGAUGAUUAAGAAAGUUGAGCAUGCAGCCACCGCUGAUCAAAAAAUAUACUCCCAGACAAUCCCAUGUGACAAUUCAGCCUCAGUUAUUUUUAUCCCCGUGGAUCAAAAUUUACCAGAUAAUAUCUUUGAGUCUGCACAGUCAAAUGCUUGUGUAGUUUGCCGUGGUCGGGAACCAGAGGAUCUCCUUGAGAGUUGCGAUGUUUGCCACAUUCGAAAGAUCCAUUCCUAUUGCAUGGACCCUCCUCUACGGCCAUGGAUAUGCACUCACUGCAAGGAACUUCGGAUGCAUUAUCGUAGUAAUCACUUGUAUUAGUGUACAUCUCUUAUCCAAUGCAACUCUUUGGAGUCCCUAGUAUGUCCCCAUUCAUUGUGAUUUUGGGGAGCUUCUCAUGCUGCGCAAAUCUUAAAGCGAAACUGUAGUCAGUUGCAUUCUUAAUUCUCAUCAAUAAAACUAAGAAAAUGUUGAGGUUUUGAUUGGGAAACAAAGCCUUGCUAAGUUAACAUGUGGCAUUAUCUUGGACAAUUUUAUUAUAAGUAUGGCGUAAUGGUAAAACUGUGCCUUUGUGAUUAGUUGAUUGUGGAUUUAAACUUGGAAAUAGCCUCUUUGCAUAUGAAGGGUAUAAUAACUCAUACUUUUA
This is a messenger RNA of Glycine soja, 1889 nucleotides long. RefSeq lists its product as uncharacterized. The coding region runs from base 158 to 1564 and encodes 468 amino acids. NCBI's taxonomy places the organism in Eukaryota, Viridiplantae, Streptophyta, Magnoliopsida, Fabales, Fabaceae. Gene Ontology annotation, molecular function: metal ion binding. The record is from RefSeq and is a predicted model, not a curated record. The transcript has 7 exons.